This is a messenger RNA of Lentinula edodes (shiitake mushroom), 2092 nucleotides long. Its product is annotated as alpha/beta-hydrolase. NCBI's taxonomy places the organism in Eukaryota, Fungi, Basidiomycota, Agaricomycetes, Agaricales, Omphalotaceae. The record is from RefSeq and is a predicted model, not a curated record. The transcript has 7 exons. Bases 264 to 1919 code for a protein of 551 amino acids.
AACUCAUCACGUCACUCAUCAUCGAUGCAUCACAGUCCAUGAUCCACUAUGUAACUACACAAAAAAUGCUUGAAGAAGGCAGUUCUUACAAUAAUCUUAGCUUCUAACGAACGACCACCGUUCCUCGGCGCCUUGGUACCAAAAAUAUCCGCAGAUACCGAAAAACCCUCCGGGCAAAGUCUCUUUCCUUGUGAUAAAUUCUUCAGCAUGGACAUUCCAGUUACCUGUAGAGUUUCUUCCCUUCCCUCUCUUUCGCAUUUCCCAUGGGCAACGUUUUGAGUGCUUAUAAGACUGAGAACUGUGUCCUUCGAGUCGGCGACCUAGGCGACAUCGAAGGCUUAGUUCUAUCUCGGGCAGAAACAAACGGGCCUCUUGCCAGACGUUUUCUGAGCGUACCGUAUGUCCUUCCUCCCACAGGUCAAUAUCGUUGGAGAAAACCUCGAAAGCUACCAUCUGGCUACUCUUAUAGUCCCAAUGGCACACCACGAGACUGUACAAGAUUCGGGUCGAUAUGUCCACAGCCAAAUUACACCAAGCUUGGAAACCACGCCUUCUCAAAAUAUGACGAGGACUGUCUGACUUUAAAUAUCUGGACUCCCUCCGGGACUCCUCCUGAACAAGGUUGGCCUGUGAUGCUGUGGUUUCAUGGCGGCUGGCUCCAAGUGGGAGACCCCUCAGUCGAUCCGAACAUGGACCCUACCGAGCUUAUAUCAGCGACUGGAGGUGGUCUCCAAUGUGUUUUUAUAGCCGCUGCAUACCGGCUCUCCGUGUUCGGCUUCUUGGCCUCAAACGAGCUUGCGGAAGAGGCCGCGACGCUCGGCGAAUAUGCGUUUGGAAAUUAUGGUUUAUGGGACCAGCGUGCUGCUCUGUUAUGGACUCACGAACAUGUUCAUCACUUUGGUGGUAAUGCCCAGGAAUUAACCCUCUCCGGACGGAGUGCGGGUGCAUACAGCACGCAUGCCCUUGCUUCCCAUGAUUUUCUGCUCCAUCCCGAAGAACGGGCUCUCUACCGACGCCUUGUAAUGUAUUCAAAUGCGAUCCCCGCAGAUCCCAAAACUGUAGAAGAGGUUCAGCCGCAAUUUGACGAGCUUUUGACAGCAUUCGCGAUUCCUUUGUCUUUGAGCGGUUCAGAAAAGCUUGAAUGCCUGCGAUCGAAACCCGCUCUUGAGCUUGUUGAUAAGAUCAUGGCAUUCGAUAAUCACACCUUCCGUCCCAUUCGAGAUGGGCAUUUCUUCCCUAUGGACUUGUUUGCCCGAUAUCUAAAUGGCGAUUUUGCGGCAGAGUUCAAGAGACGGGGGAUGUCGUUGCUGAUCGGCGAGGUCCGCGACGAGGAGACACUUUAUAGACAGACUAAUCCACCUAAUGAUCUCGACACACUCUACAAGGAAGUAGGAAACUAUUAUUCGCCCGCAGUUACAAGAAUGAUGGUGGAUGCCUAUGUCAAUCGCAAAAUCAAAGCGGAUGGCGCACAUCCAGACCCUGAUAUCAACAUCGAUCCUUGGAAGAAAGUUUACGGAGACAUAGUCUCGGAUGGCCAAGUCCGUGCACCCUCAAGACUUCUCGUACGACAACUUCGUGAUGGAGGUGUACCACUCUCUUCCGUGCAUCGUUAUAUGAUCAAUUGGCGGCCUUCUUUCGUUCAGAGGGCAGCCCCGAAAGAGUUUGGCGUCGGGCAUGCAUUCGAUAAGCCCAUUUGGAAUUACUCUGUCCUGCAUGGACCGACCCCAGAAGAAGAGGCAACGAUGAAGACAUGGAUUAGGGAUCUGGUCGACUUUGUCCAUGGGCGCCCGUUUGACUAUGGUACUCGUGCUUGGGACCAGCAGAAGGUGCUCAAUUUCGAUGGAUCCAUCUCCAUUGAGAAAGAUCACAAGUGGGAUUAUCUCGUCCAGGUUGCGGACGAAAUGUGUAACGCAAAGUAACGAUAGGCUACGGUGGAAUGAGUUUUACGCAUGUUCAGGACGACAAAUAUACAUAAAAUCUAAGAAUUUACGAACAGUCCUUAUGAUACCGUAUACUACCGUAUGAAGAUUAGCCAACUUCUUUUCGCCCAUCGAAGCGAUGGCUAACUAUCAAUCGAAAUUUUUGAACGAGG